AUGGAUGAAACAGGGCCGUUGAAUAGGGCACAUAGCUUUGCCGGUCAAGCUGAAGACUAUCGUGACAGUGGGAAAUGGGCUAAAGCUGCCGACUAUCACUCAAAAGCUGCUGAGCAAUUCCUUCUUGCUACCCAACAGACAACAAACGCAGAGGUACUCAAGACAUUACAUUUGUUGCAGGCAAGUCAUUCGCAACAGGCCAAAGAACUACAAAAGAAAGUGUCUGCUCAGUCCCAUCGACCGCCACAAUACGCAACACCCUCGUAUCAGUCAACCUCAUCGUCACCGAGGCAGUCUGUAUCUCAGGUCUCUGAUAAACAGUCUCAACUUUUACAACGACAACAGCAGCAGCAGCAGCGACAAACUCCAUAUUAUCAGCCACAACAACAGCAACAUUACCAACAACAUAUAUUAUCAACAAAUACAUCCCCAUCUUCCUCUACUAUAUCAACCACUACCGCAGGGCCCACCGAAGCUUCAUAUCUCUUCUUGACACACCCGAAAGAUCUAGAAGCUGAGGUCCAGGAUCCUUUCAAUAGAUUCUGGGACGCAGUAGAGAAUCUAGUGCAAAAGACUGUCACUGCUCCGGUUGCUUUUGCCACUGCGCCGUUGGGGUUUGAUGAGUUUGGGGCAAAUAAUAGUGGUGGUAACAAGCAGAGUAACAAUACUAGUCCGUCGUCAUCGUAUACGUCGAAUAAUGGUAGUGGUGGUGGAAGGGAUGUGAUGUCAGAGACGAUCAAGGGGCCUGGUGGAGGUGCUACUUCGAUAUUGAAUUCGUAUUUUGUCGUGCCUAGCAGUACGUCUGCUCCUGAAUACUAUCCGUCUGCUACAUAUCCGCCAUCAUCACAACAACAACAGCAAUCGGUACCAUCAUCGUCACGAUCGUCACAUCCGAAUUAUAAUGGCCACCAACAGAACUAUAAUAACGAAGAACCACUACGCUUACGAACAGAACAAGACUUACGAGUCCUCAAAACAUCUGAAGAACUACGUCUGGAAAACGCUUCAUUGAAAAUGACGGUCGACAUGCUAUCACGACAAGUAGUCGCCCUCCAACGAGCUGCAGAAGAAAACGACAUGUUGAGGUCUAGCAUCAUUCAAUUCAGACAAGAUGUGCAAAAGGAAAAGGCCAAACAACGUAUGCUCAAGCCUACUCCAGGCGGCUUCCCAUCAUCACCUGCAGCGUCGACAAUGAUGGAUGAGAGGGAAGCGUCAUUGACUCGUAAAGUAGUUAGCCUGCAAGAUGAAUUGAAGCUUGCUAAGCAGGAUGUGGAGCGAGUUAAACAGGAGAAUGAACGACAUGUUAGUGCGCUCCACAAGUAUCGUGAAAGAUGGGAGCGCUUGAAGGAGAGUGCAAAGAAGAGGAAGGAGUUGUCGCCUACUACUGGUGAGGGGUCUGGUAGUAAUGGUAGUACGCCUCAGCCGGCUGCUGCUAGUCAUGGUUUAGGCGAUGGGCAUAGGAUCGGUAGCAGUGCUGGUAGCAGUGGUGGGAAUGCUAGCAGUGGUCAACCAGCAUCAUCCAGUACUACUCCAACAAAUAGCAACCACCACAACAAUACUCAACAACACCAACAGCCAGCACCAAAUAAUAAUUCUAGCAACAACCAUAUGAUGGCACCACCAGUAUCAAUCGGUACAGUAUCAACACGAAUCGGAAUGCCAAACACCCUCCCACGAACAACACAACACUCUGGAUCACCACCAUCAUCAUUUCCAGCUGCAAGCACCAAACUCGGCACAACACGAAACCCAUUCGAACAUCAGCGACGAACAAGUCUUGUAAAUGACUUAUCUAUGAAUAAUCUUAUAGCUGCAGGAGGAGCCUCCGUCACGCCCUCGGUGUCGCCGAGCCACAAUACGGUGUCGCCUAUAGCUGGGAAUAGUGGUAAUAGCAGACAGCAGCAGGAUACGUCUGCGUCGAUAGUGUCGUCUGUAUCGUCAAAGAGGGAUGUUAUGGGACAGUCGAAUGUCUUGUUUUAUUCUACUACGUCUGGGUUUGAAUGA
Molecule: messenger RNA, 2004 nt
Organism: Synchytrium microbalum
Lineage: Eukaryota; Fungi; Chytridiomycota; Chytridiomycetes; Synchytriales; Synchytriaceae
Exons: 2
Coding region: 1-2004 (667 amino acids)
Source: RefSeq, a predicted model, not a curated record